This is a messenger RNA of Peniophora sp. CBMAI 1063, 3027 nucleotides long. The record is from the annotation of a GenBank genome assembly. NCBI's taxonomy places the organism in Eukaryota, Fungi, Basidiomycota, Agaricomycetes, Russulales, Peniophoraceae.
AUGUCUUCUCCACCUCUCGAUUUUCCAUCGGACGAUGGUACUCAGAAUGGUACACCUCGCUCGACCCGCACCACGCGGUCGGCUUCUCGGCCACAGCAGACGCCGUCGCGUGGACCGAGGCAACAACUCUUUUCGCCUGGAACGCCAUCGGCGGCAGGCACACCACAAGGUUCCCAGGCUCAGCAGACUCCCUCGCGACGCGGCGCCGAUCCCUUAUUUCUUGCGGGUACGCCAUCUGCAGCAGGAACACCCGCCGGAUCGGUGGUUGCGCGGCGAAACUUGGGUCUUGAAUCGCGGACACCACGACGCACCCCGCAGGCUGCGCGAUCAUCUAGUCCAGUCAACUACUCUUCCCCGACCAAGACGCCUGUCAGGCGCCCACCUGCAAGUCGAGUCCAGGGUCUAAACUUCAACGGGCCGAGCUCAGAUGCCGGCUCUGAGCCACUCGAAUUCCCGUCGAGUCCGGCGGUACCAACCCGAACUCGUGCUAUCGGAAGCCGUCGUGGCGAUAUCCAUCCGACAAUCGACAUGUCUCCCGCUCGUCUCCAGGCCGUACACUCUCCUCGUCGAGAUGGGGCCAGCCGCCCGCCUCCCUCAUCUGACAAUCCGUUUAUGGAGACGGACCAACCCCAACUCACAGAGGCGGGUGAACCUACCGACGAGCCUGACGAAAUCCGCGCGAUCUGGGGUACAACCAUCAAUAUCUUCGAGUCGAUGAAGCUGUUCCGCGAGUUCUUGCGUGGUUUCAAACGCAAAUAUCGAGUCGCGCACGAUCGCGCCCUUGGCCUCCCUACCCGACCUUUCUCGUCACCUGAGGAAGGAGAGGAGGUCUUGUACGAGUCGUACAUGCGUCGCAUGCGCCAGACCGGCGAGACGAACCUGAACCUCGAUAUCGUCAAUUUACUUGCGUUCCCUCCCUCGAAGAAGCUUCACAGCCACAUCAUCAAGUGGCCGCAGGAGAUUAUACCUCUUAUGGAUCAGAUGCUUAAGGAGCAUAUGGAGGAAGUCACGCAGGCUGACCUGCUUUCCGGCCGCGACGGCUAUACCGAGGCGGAUGCGCAGGAGGACUUGAGAGACAUCGGCGCGCUCGUGUACAAGGUCAGACCCUUUGGUCUGCCUUCAGUCAACAUGCGCAGUCUCAAUCCCGGCGACACGGACAAGCUCGUUUGCAUCAAAGGUCUUGUUAUCCGCGCAACACCGGUCAUCCCGGACAUGAAGCAAGCCUUCUUCCGUUGCACAAACUGCAACCACACCGUACAAGUCGAAAUCGACCGCGGCAAGAUCGAAGAACCCAGCGCAUGUGCCGCUGAGGCAUGCCAAGCCGUCGGCACGAUGUCCCUCAUACACAACCGCUGUGAAUACGCGGAUCGCCAAGUUAUCCGCCUGCAAGAGACGCCAGACGCCGUUCCCGAUGGUCAGACACCGCACACCGUCACACUCAGCGUAUACGACGAGCUCGUCGACGUGAGCAAGCCUGGUGACCGCCUCAUCGUCACCGGCGUCUUCCGUUCCGUGCCUGUUCGCGUCAACCCUCGCCAGCGCACCAUCAAGAGCUUGUUCCGGACUUAUCUUGACGUUGUACACCUUCGCAUUGGCCACGACGAUCGCCUUGGAUUCGAUAAGUCCACUCGACCGACCUUGGGUGACCGCAUGCCGGGUGUCGGCGGUGUCGGAGGCUUCGACGAGGAGGAGGAGCGUGAUGGUCAGGGCACUCGCCGCGAAGAGCUGGAGGCGAGGCUUGUGGAACUCAGCCAGCGACCCGAUAUCUACGAUCUGCUCUCGCGUUCACUCUCCCCUAGCGUAUGGUCCAUGGAUGAUGUUAAGAAAGGUAUCCUGCUGCAGCUCUUCGGUGGCACCAACAAGAGCAUCGCUCGUGGAGGCGGCGGUGGCGGUCCCCGUUAUCGUGGCGACAUCAACGUUCUGCUUGUCGGCGAUCCCGGUACAUCAAAGUCACAGCUUCUCCAUCAUGUUCACAAGCUUGCGCCGCGUGGGGUGUACACCUCAGGCAAGGGCUCUUCUGCGGUCGGUCUGACCGCGUAUGUCACCCGCGACCCGGAUACUAAACAGCUAGUGCUUGAGAGUGGCGCCCUUGUUCUCUCGGAUGGUGGUGUCUGUUGUAUCGAUGAGUUCGAUAAGAUGUCCGAGGCGACACGGAGUGUUCUCCACGAAGUCAUGGAGCAGCAGACGGUAUCUAUCGCGAAGGCCGGGAUCAUCACGACAUUGAAUGCGCGUACUUCGAUAUUGGCCGCUGCCAACCCAGUCGGUUCGCGAUAUGAUGUCAACCUGCCCGUCACUCGGAACAUCGACCUGCCGCCGACCCUGAUCUCGCGUUUCGACCUCCUAUACCUGGUCCUCGAUCAGGUCGAUGAGGUCACAGACCGCAGGCUAGCUCAACAUAUGGUUGGACUCUAUCUUGAGGAUAUGCCGGAUACUGGUGGCCAGGACGUUCUGCCCUUGAAAGAGCUGUCAGCAUAUAUCACCUACGCUCGCUCGCGUAUCCAUCCAACAAUCUCCGAGGAGGCCGGAGAAGAACUGGUGAAGUGCUACGUCAAGCUACGAAGCGUGGGCGCGGACCCGCGUGCAGCCGAGAAACGUAUCACGGCGACGACACGGCAACUCGAAUCCAUGAUUCGUUUGUCCGAGGCGCACGCACGCAUGCGGUUCUCACCGACAGUUGAGCUGGAAGACGUACAGGAGUCAUACCGGCUGAUGCGUGAUGCCAUCCGUACCUCGGCGCUGGACCCUACGACUGGCAAGAUCGAUAUGGGCAUGCUCAAUACCGGUACGGGUGCACAGCAGCGCAGGCUGCGCGACGAUAUGCGCAAGGCGCUACUGGAUAUGCUCGCUGCCAAUGGUGGGACUCGUGGCGUGCGCUGGGCGGACGCUGUUACGCAGCUCGCGAACCAAAGCAGUAUCAACGUUGACGCAAAUGAGUUCAAGCAAGUAAUCACCGCGCUGGAGAAUGAGGGCUUGGUGAAGGUAGUUGGCGAGCGCGAGCGUCGCACCAUCAGGCGUGUUGAAGCGUAG